Messenger RNA from Phytophthora sojae, 708 nucleotides. RefSeq lists its product as hypothetical. The annotation marks the transcript as partial. The record is from RefSeq and is a predicted model, not a curated record. Lineage: Eukaryota; Oomycota; Peronosporomycetes; Peronosporales; Peronosporaceae. The transcript has a single exon.
GCACUGGAACGCCACCGAGAGCGCCGCCGGCUCACGCAAGUUCGCUACAGGACCAAGCUGCGGAACCGCGGAGAAACCUUGGACGAGGAAGUUCAAGUUCUCCGUGACGAAGUGCGCAAGCUCGAGACUCAGCGCAAGAAAAUUGCUCCCCGCCUGCACCCAAGCAAGACCCCUCUCAGUGUGGCGGCGGGAUAUUUCCGCCUCUUUCGCUACGCUCUGACGGCGUACGUGCCGUGUGCAGAGCGGUGCAGUGUUUCCGACUCGGAGAAUGUGUACGAGUCGCACGUCCACCGAGAGUUCUUGCUCGCCACAAUGACCCAGGACGUCGACGUUGAUGGAGAACGCGGGGUGGAGGCGAUUCUCGAGCGCUGGCGGUUCAUCUCGCAGGUUCAGCCCAACUUUGAGAUCCAGUCGGUCGGACUGGAGAGUGGCCCCGACGGCUCCAUCGUGGCUACCACGAAGACGAAGAUGGUCAUGUGUCGAAGCACACUGGAAGCCAUGUUCCCAAACCUGUUUAGAUCGGACAGAGGUGAGUACAUUGCGACGAAACUUCAGGGACAGCGCUUUGAGAUCGCUGGGUCUAUCUACUUCGAAUGGGACAAGGAGAACGACCGCGUAUCAAGCCUGCACCACAAGGCGGACGUGAUCACGCCGAUGCUUCGCUUCUUGGGUAACGUUGAGGACUUGGCAUUGGUUUUCGACCCUGCC